Molecule: messenger RNA, 531 nt
Organism: Saccostrea cuccullata (small rock oyster)
Lineage: Eukaryota; Metazoa; Mollusca; Bivalvia; Ostreida; Ostreidae
Product: probable small nuclear ribonucleoprotein Sm D1
Exons: 4
Coding region: 128-439 (103 amino acids)
Biological process (GO): spliceosomal snRNP assembly; RNA processing
Cellular component (GO): U5 snRNP; spliceosomal tri-snRNP complex; catalytic step 2 spliceosome
Molecular function (GO): RNA binding
Source: RefSeq, a predicted model, not a curated record
UAGUCAAUUUUUCGUCUUUUAGUUUAACCAAGUUUUAAAGCGUCUCGUUAACAUUGACGAAGCGUUCGCAGAACGAAACCGCCAUCCCUGAAUUUUUGUUUAGUGGAUCAAACAAUCCACAUUAAUCAUGAAACUUAUAAGAUUUUUGAUGAAAUUGAGCCAUGAGACAGUAACGAUUGAGCUCAAGAAUGGUACACAAGUGCAUGGAACAGUCACAGGUGUUGAUGUUUGUAUGAACACCCACCUGAAGGCAGUUAAAAUGACCAUCAAGAACAAAGAUCCAGUACAAGUCGACACGCUCAGCAUACGUGGUAACAACAUUCGAUAUUACAUUCUACCAGACAGUCUACCGUUAGAUACAUUACUAAUUGAUGACACUCCAAAGGCAAAGAUGAAGAAAGGAAGAGAUGGUGGUAUGCGAGGGGGUCGUGGGUGGUAGGGGGAGAGGACGAGGAGGACGUGGGGGAGAGGCAGGGGACGGGGGAGACGAUAAACUGGUGCUCUGGCAGGAGGUUCACAGCGGGAGUGAGA